AUGUUGCUGGUCAUUCUAGUCUCGAGCGUCUGCCUCGGCGCACCGAUCGACGAGCUCCUGUCGCGCCGCAGAUUCAAGAAUCACCUCCAGUUUACCGACGCUUUCGAAGCAUCUUCGGUUGAGGAUCACCAGUAUGGCGUCAGGAGGCAACUUGUGGGCGCGUCACGACAGGUAGCGCAUCCCUUCGCCUCAGAAACCAAGGAGGAAAUCGCCGCGAAGUCUGUUAUUCCUCUAUCUGCAGAAAGCGUAACCAAUAUGCUAAACGAGCUGAUAGAAGCUCCGGAAGACAUCAAGCAGGAACUGGUAGAACAGACGUCCAAAGAAAUCACGAAACAGCUGAAAAUAACAAGGAGAGCCGGGAUGGAGGAGCUCGAAGGAAGCGAAGAAGAGGUGGAUUCGGAAAGUGAAGAAGACUCGCUCCCCGACCUCAGUCAGUCCGUACUUCACAUAAUAGAGCUAAAAAGUAUGGAUAAAGAAGGGGAGAGCGAGGAAGACGAUGAUGGAAGUGACGUCCGCAGGAUAAGAAUAAGGAAAUUAAAACCGGAUUUGUCACGGCGCGCAAGCAAGGCGUUUGGAAGCAGGAAAAGGGGAACAUCCAAACAACUUGGCAGUUUCAGGUACGCAGUAAAGAACAAGAAGUCAGAGCAGGUGUUCGGUCACCAGGCCAUGUACGGCGAGGCGGAUCAGAGUGGCAGCUAUUUCGUCCAGUUCGCUGAUGGUCGAAUAUUGUACGUUACGUAUACGGCUGACCACCGCGGAUACAGGCCCCUCCUUAGAUACUUCGACAGUCGUGAAGAAUUAAACGCGUUUCUUAGGCCGCAAUCGCAAGGAGGCCUAAUCUUUCCACCGCGGACAACCACCGCCGCCCCAGUGAGGACGACACCGUAUGUCGUUCUCACAACCGAAAGUCCUGUUUUGCCCGCCGAUUCUUCUGAACCAUCGUCUCCUGCACUUCAACUGUCGACGGAGGUCCCCGUGGAACAGCCUCUUAUUAUAGAAGACCUGGAUGUUGAGUCUUCCCUGGAUGUCUCUUCUGAAGUAGUCUCCACUACUGCCUCACCAAUAGAUGAAGCACCUCUUAAUGAUGCAGUGACUCAGGGAAUAUCUCUAACGACGAUGCAAAAUGAGGACGCCAUCACCUCGGACCUUACGACAGCAAUGCCUUCUGAACUCUCAGCAGAUCUGAGUAGCACUACCGAUGUAGACGCUUUAAUAACAAAUUUACCAGAUACGAUGACUCUGAUGCCCGAAUUAGACCAAUUCAAUAAUGACGCCUUGGAUACCAGCAUCUCUUCUGGUGGGUAUUCCGAUGUAGAUAAUGAAGAGGUACUUGUUACCUCAGCACCGGAAAUAGUUGAUGAGGAAGUUAAUGUGACUAGUACUCCUGAAGAAGAGAUUGUAGACACUACCACUGCCGAGGAGGAUGGACUUUUGGUUAAUCUGGUCACCAGUAAACCCGAGGAAGACUCUUUGAUUACUCAACAACCUGAAACAUUAGCUUCAAGUCUGAAUGAAUCAAUAGAAGGGUCAUUGACCACAAGUAUAUCCGAAAAGGACACAUUAACCACCAAUGAACCUGAAGAUAUUUUAAUUACGACCGUACCUGUGGAAGAAUCUUUGGUAACUAUUGAAACUACAGAGAAAUCCUUUGUUGCCAGUGAAAUAGAGGAAGAAGUUUUGGUUACAAGUAAAACAGAAGAAAAUAUGGAGUCCAGUGAAUCCGAGGAAGAGGAUUUGAUUACUGAUAGUCCAGAUGAGGAAGUUGUCAUCACCAGUGAACCAGAAGGAUUUUUGGUUACUAGUGUCCCUGAAGAAGAUUUGCUUACAAGUAAACCUGCAGAAGAUGCUUCUGUUACCAGUAACCCUGACAAGUCUUUAGUUACUAGUGAUUAUGGAGAAGGGUUUUUCGUUACAGGCGAAGCCGAAUAUGAGUAUUUUGGCACCAGCGAACCAGAAAAACAAUUGCCAACUACCAUUCAACCUGAAGAAGACCUAACUACUGUUGAUCCAAAACAAUAUAUAGUUACAAACAAACCAGAGGAAGAUUUGUUUAUCACUAGUGACCCAGAAGGAGAAUUUCCGGCUACGGCUGAACCCGAUGAGGAGUUUUUGAAUAGCAGUGAAUCUGAGCAAGAAGAGUCUUUGGUUACAAGUAACCCACAAGAAGAAUCUCUUGUCACCAAUGCAACAGAAAAUAUGUCGGUUACCAGUGAACCCGAAGAAUUUUUGACUACCGUUACACCAGAAGAAUCAUUCAUCACUAGUGGUUCCGAAGAAGACCACUCAAAUACUAGUGUAACUGCUGCGGAAGCCUUCGUCACUGACACACCAGAUAUAGAACCUGAAACCACUGACAGACCGGAUGCAGAAUUUGAAAUCACUGGCCAGCAGAAGGAAGAAUCCGUUACACUCAAUUCAGUCAACGAACCACUCUUCACUACCGUUAUGCCGAGUGACAAUGCAGUUGAUGAGAACACGGAAAGGCCAGACUCACUUUCUGAAAUAGAUACAGAGAAUGAUGUAGAAUACGAUUCUAUGCUCGAGGCUGACAGCAGUGGCCUCUUGAAAGAGACUCUUCCUGAAGAUAAUACAACGACCCCCGAAGAUGCUGAAUAUGUAUUUAAUGCUAAUGAUACCCAAACUCCCAAUGACGAAGUGGAAACGGAAGAAGCUCUAUCAUCAAUGAGCAUGAGUGAUACUGAGGAUGUUACCCUGCAGCCGGCAUUGCAGACCGAUGAACCUCCAGUCAAAGAAGAGGAGUCUUCAACUUUAGCAAACGAUGCCAACGACAAACAGGAAGGGAACGUUAUUAAUAUUUUACCACCACCAUCGCCCUCUGAAAAAGCUCUCUAUAUGGAGAUGUUGCCGAAGAAUUUGGACAUGAGCGUAGUUCCCUCAUCAGAUCAAGCUCGCAACGGCACACAGGUUCCUUCGAACACUAGUAACGCAAAUGCAAUUCCCAUUAUACCGCACGGAAACACCAGGCCAGAAUACGUCGCUAUAUCUGUACUUCAGAAAGAUACGGGUGUUGUCCAAAAUCCUGCUGACGCCAAGGGGGAGCUCUCCAACCAGCGCGACGCAGCCGAUUUGACAUCUUUGCCACGCGAAAGAACGUCUACCAAUCACCAGCCAACGCGUGGCCCCACGACGCAAUCUCUCGUCCGUAAAACGGUUAACCGCGCCAGAAACCUGUCCUCCCGACGAAAUUCUCUCCUUUUCGGGAAGCGAAGAGCUUCCGCCCUCACGAUGAAACUCCGCCCGUCCCUGAAGUUAUCAGGCCAAAAGAAGACCGAAGAUGACUCGGAAUCGUUGGGGAACCGUUUCAGACUGCCGCCGCGGCGGCUAGGUUCGCAGAGGCGCGUCCCUCCCACACGCAACGCUCGUCUGUACCAACAUUGGCUCAAAAGACAAUCCAGAACUUUAGGGACGUUAAAAAACAGACGGUUAUCAAAAAACUAGGGUUAAAAAGAUAAGCUUAGUUUGCGUUAUCUUUUAAGGUGUCUUGUUAAAGGUUAAGCUUAGUAACAUGUAUCUGUGAUUAUUAUAUUUUACAACUGGAGGGUUACUCUGUCUCAUAAACAAACUCUGACUCAGAAGUAUUAGGAUAACAUAUGGAUGUAUAAAAAAAAAA
Penaeus vannamei (Pacific white shrimp) is the source of this 3631-nucleotide messenger RNA. NCBI's taxonomy places the organism in Eukaryota, Metazoa, Arthropoda, Malacostraca, Decapoda, Penaeidae. The record is from RefSeq and is a predicted model, not a curated record.